CCAGCAGCAGUGCUUCACCCUGGCGCAUUUGGCUGAACCAAAUGGUCCGAGUUGAUAGCACCAGUAGAUUGCUAGAGGCACUUCCAACCAGCACCAGCACAUCCGUCCCGGUGACUGCCACGGUCGCUGCCUUCAUUGCUCCUGCGGCGCCACUCAAGGACUCAUCCUCUCCGGGUCGCAAAGAGCUGCUCCUGGCAGUCAAAGAACGCAGGAGGACUUGGAGUGAAGUACAAGAGCUCCGACAGGUCAGCCAAACGUGGGCUGCCAGUUGCAUGGUGCAACCAGCAGUCAGGAUGAAAGUUUUUGAAGAGGACCGGCAGCGGCUCAAUGAGGAGGCGCUGAAUCGAUGGCAUCAGCAGCUGGAGGGAUUGACCCUGUGUUGUGGUCUCAUUUGCCUGGCAUAUUUGGGUUAUCACGUUGAGCCACGCUGGCCGCGUUACUGGUCAGCCUAUUCUGUUGGUGCAUUGUCCAGUCUGGCCUCGGGGCUACUGGGCUUGGCAUUGGAAGCCCACAGACCCAAGGAACAGCGUCAGUACUCUGUGGGCGGUAUCCAGCUGAUUGCUGGUCUUGUCAUGGCGUUAGUGAUGCCCAUCUUGAACUCGGUGGGUAUGCCAUUGGCGCAACUGGCGGCUCAUCAUUUCAUUGCAUCGUCGACCUUAAGCCGUUUAGUUGCUGGAAACACGGCAAGAUCCUUCGCUUCCUACAUCGCCCUGAACCUAUGGCUGGGCGCCUUUAUCUGCCAGCUUUCCUGGCUGAUGGUGGCGCCGACACCCUUUGUGGUGGUUUUAGAACUGGUGAUGGGUGGUCUUAUGGCAGUGAUUCCAGCCAGCGAAGUUGAUACAGAUGGCUGAGCUCGGUUGAGUUUCGAUGCGGCAGCUCCUGUCCAAGUAUAGCCAGUAUAGCUGCUUGGGUACGGGUCAAAUUUCAGG
This is a messenger RNA of Cladocopium goreaui, 929 nucleotides long. The record is from the annotation of a GenBank genome assembly. Lineage: Eukaryota; Dinophyceae; Suessiales; Symbiodiniaceae.